CACAACAUACAGAAAAAAGAACCAAUUUCACGUACAAUCUGUGUGCACCAUCUUCAACCGAGUUCCUGUAAAACAUUCCAAGCUGAAAGUAUUAAAACAUUCGAUGCGCCAUGUCCUGGUUCCAAGAUUUGGCGGGCAAAGCGGAAAACAUACUCACGAAAAUUGAUCAGAAUGCGGCGACGGUGCUGCAAACACGUCCCAUGUCUGAUGAUGUGGAAGGUGCUCCCCUGCUCGAGGUCAGUGUGAUGACGAAUGAAGUUCCUCCGCACCAGCCAGCACCCAAACCGAGGGUUGUCCAGAAAAGUACGCUGCUGAACAAAAAACCAGCCCGAGGAAUGGUGCGCUCGGCGUCGAGUGCUUCGAACGAAAAAAGCUUAGACGUGGAGGUGGAAACACAAUCGUCCAAGUCCGAGAAGCUGAAUGCGUCCGAAGCAUCGUCCAGGCGCAGCUCGGUGAACUCAAAGAAGGAAGGCACAGUGAUCGAUAUGAGUGAGGCAGUGGCGGAAAAUGCGAGCUACAGCAAACCGGAACCGAGCUACAGCAUCGAGCAGGAACUGGCGGCGAUCAAAAUCGUGCUGGCUGAAAUUAAGGCCGAACGGGACGAGCUGAAAAGUGAGCUUGAUAGUACACUGUCGCAGCAGCUUAGCAAUGGCGAGACGGAAAGCAAACUGCUUGAGCUCGAGGUGCUGUGCCAGAACCUGUCGGAGGAGAAAAUGGCUUUGGCGGGAAAGCUGCUCAGCCUCGAGGAGGCCAACGGCAAGUACGUGAAAUCCAUCUCCGAGCUGGAAUCAACGAUUGCCAAGCACAUACAGAGUGAGCAGGAGCUGAACUCCAAGCUGGACAUGGCAAGGCUCGAGACGGAAAAUGCGCUGUCCGAGCUGCAGCAGUAUCGCGUUCGGGCACAUGCGACACUACAGCUGAAAGAGAAAACGAUCGAACAGUUGAAAGAGCAGAUGAGUGGCAGCGGUAGAACGGACUCGACCGAUUCAACCGACUCCAAGCACAGCAAUGCGGAACAGAUAUUGCAAAUAGAGCUGGAACAAACGCGGCAAGAGAAAGCUAACCUGACGGAAGAGCUGACCAGCCUGAAUGAACGGAUGAAACAGCGCGAAGCGCAGUGGAUGAAGGCGGAAGAAAAGCUGCGGGUAACAGUACACGCCCUAGAACAGAAUGUACAACGACUGGAGCAGCAAAUUCUGCUGGAUGCUGAUAAGUUUAGCGUCCUGGAGGAUGAUUUUAAACUCAAGCAAAGGGAACUAGCAUCCGUUCGGGAGGAUUUGAUUAAACAGCGCACCAGCUUCACGCUACGACUGCAUGAAAAAGAGUCGGAGAACAGCAAACUUCGGAACAAAAUCCACACUCGACCGGUUAGUCCACUAAAUGAUCAGGAAGAACGGCUAGCUUCGUUAACGCAGUCGUUAGUGCAAAAGCAAACGGCACUAGAAACUGUCACAGUCGAACGGAACGCACUUCGAAUACAACUGGAAAAGUUGGAGAACCAGUAUAGAAACACCGCAUCACAAGUGAGGCAGCAACGGGCAGUCUAUCUAAACAGCAACGUAACUGAUGAUGCCAAAUCGCAAGUCCCAAACUUUAUGCUCGAAACGCCAUUCGACAACAACGUCGCUCGGCGAAUGAAACGGGCAUACUCGUCGCUCGAUUCGAUCGGCAUACGGUUGGGCGUGUUUCUGCGUCGCUACCCGCUGAUCCGCAUUCUUGUGAUAGUUUAUGUGGCCGUGCUUCAUCUAUGGGUCAUGUUUGUGCUCCUGUCGUCUACCCCGACAUAAUGCUUUAAUCACGUUUUUGUUAGUUGUAAAUUUUACGAAUAAACUAAAAGUCCUCCUAUA
Messenger RNA from Anopheles merus, 1847 nucleotides. RefSeq names its product golgin-84 (gene Golgin84). The transcript has 4 exons. The record is from RefSeq and is a predicted model, not a curated record. Bases 111 to 1787 code for a protein of 558 amino acids. Gene Ontology annotation, cellular component: Golgi cisterna; Golgi membrane. NCBI's taxonomy places the organism in Eukaryota, Metazoa, Arthropoda, Insecta, Diptera, Culicidae. Gene Ontology annotation, biological process: retrograde transport, vesicle recycling within Golgi; Golgi organization.